Leptopilina boulardi is the source of this 2080-nucleotide messenger RNA. Its product is annotated as proteoglycan 4-like. The transcript has 5 exons. Bases 193 to 1746 code for a protein of 517 amino acids. The record is from RefSeq and is a predicted model, not a curated record. NCBI's taxonomy places the organism in Eukaryota, Metazoa, Arthropoda, Insecta, Hymenoptera, Figitidae. Gene Ontology annotation, cellular component: membrane.
AUGCAUUACUUGUUUCUCAGUUUCUUUAAAUUGUCAUCGACCGUCAUAUAGGAAUAUUAUUCUUCGAGUUUUGUGAAUUGUAGUAAUUUUUUUUUUUAAAAGUGUUCUACGCUUUUAUGUGCAGUGUUUUUUAAAAGUAAUAUUUAAACAAUAUAGGUUAAUAAUUACGUCGAAAAAAAAAGUUUUUAAAAAAUGGCUUUCAAGAGGAUUUUAUUACUCUGUUGUUUAGUUUCCUUCGGAAUAGCUGUUGAUAUAACAACAACUCUUGCACCAGAAAUUAGUACUUUAACCACAAAUGGAGAAACAGAAGGAGUUACUCAAAGUACAAAUAAAAAUGACACAAGUAAAACAAAAAAAAAUGAAAAUUCUGAAAAUAUUGACAAUCCAACUACAAUAAUACCUGAAACACCAAAAAACUCUUCCACCACACCAGAAAUUAAGGAUAAAAAAGAAACUGACAAUCCAACUACAAUAAUACCUGAAACACCAAAAAACUCUUCCAGCACACCAGGAAUUAACGAUAAGAAAAAAACUGACAAUUCCACUACAAAACAACCAGAAACACCAAAAAACUCUUCCAUCACACCAGGAAUUAACGAUAAAAAAGAAACUAACAAUUCAACUACAAAACAACCAGAAACACCAAAAAACUCUUCCACCACACCAGAAAUUAACAAUAAAAAAGAAACUAACAAUUCAACUACAAAACAACCAGAAACACCAAAAAACUCUUCCACUACACCAGGAAUUAACAAUAAAAAAGAAACUAACAAUUCAACUACAAAACAACCAGAAACACCGAAAAACUCUUCCACCUCAUCAGGAAUUCCCCAAAAAAAUAUAACUGAUAAUAAAUUACCCAAUAAUUCUAAUUCAAAUAAAAAUAAAACAACAGAUAAUACAGGAGCAACAGAUAAACCUCAAACUACAACUGAAAUUAAUGACAAUCAAACUACAAUAAAAGAUGAACCGCAAACUACAACUGAAGUUAAUGACAAUCAAACUACAAUGAAAGAUGAACCACAACAGCCUAAAAAUCAAUCGACAACUCUUAAUGUUUGGGACGUAAAAAAAUUUAAUUAUGUGCUUAUUAAUGAAGCAACUAAAGUUCCUUGCACUUUGACUAAAAUGAAUAUCACACUCACAAUACCUUACAAGACAAAAGAUGAUAAGAUCGUUACAAAGAAUUUAACAGUUCCUUUAAAUGCAACUGUAAAUGGUACGUGCAGCGAAAAAAUAUCAAUUAUGACAUUAAUAUGGCAAGAAUCAGAAGAAUUGGGACUAACAUCAUCGGACAAUGAACUUUCAAUAAAAAUUGUACGCGACGGUGAUGUUCAUUAUGUUCAAUUUUUAACUGUUUCCAUUGCAUUGGAUAAAAUUAAUUUUCCAAAUGCCACAGAAAAAAAUUUGAUUGUAAAUUCUACUGACAAUUUAAUGUUGUUCCAAACUACGAGUCCAAAUAAUAUAUACAUAUGCAAUAAUGCACAAGUAAUAAAAGCCGAUGGCGUGACAGUUACUUUUGAUAACAUUCAACUUAUUGCAUUCAAUACUAAUGGAAAUAGUACUUUACAAAAAAAAGAGGAAAUUUGUCCAACUGUCAAAAUUAUGACAAAUAAGAAAAAAACGAAAAAUAUUGGUAUAAUUGUGGCAGCUAUCUUAAUAGCAUUGGUGGGAAUAACACUAAUAAUAUUUAUCGUUAACAGAUAUUCCAGAAAAGUAACUUCAUGGAAUAUUACUAAAGCUUAAAAAAAAAUUUCGUAAGCAAAAAUAAAAUUGGUCUUCACUCAAGGAUUAUUUACUAAUAUAUAUUAAAAAAAAAGAAAAGAAGAUUUAAACAAGCUUAAAAAUUCAAGACUCUAUAUAGUAAGAAAAAAUAAAAACAGUACUCUAAAUUUAAGAAUAUAAUCUGCAUUAAUUUAUUUUUACAGUGAAAAUAUAAUAUUCUUAAAUUUAGAAUAUCUUUUUUUUUGUAACUAUAUAAAGUUUAAAAAUUAUAUUAAUAAUUAGUUUUUAAUUGCUCAAUAUUUAUUAAGUUGACAACAUAUUUUUAAUAUUAUUUAUUAUUUAUAUUUAUAACUAA